UGCGCAACUGCCUCGACGGCAAUCAUAUGUCAGGACAACGCGAUAGCCCCCCUGAAAUUGGGGAACAGCCCGAGCAACCACCCUUGGAGGCCCCAGGGGCAGCUGCCCCCAGUGCUGGGCCUAGCCCAGCCGAAGAAAUGGAGACCAAACCGCCUCACAGCGAGCCCAUCCCCAUCGAGAAUGAAGACGAGACCUGUGGACCCCCAGAAGUCUCCAGGCCCAACUUACAGGGCCUCAACCCGGCCUUCCAGGAAACAAGAGCCUGGGGAAGCUACAGCCCACCUCCUGAGGAAGCCAUGCCCUUCGAGGUCGAGCAGCCCAGCUUGGGAGGCUUCUGGCCUACCCAGGUGCAGCCUGGAUCCUCCAGUGAGGCCCAUGCAGGCCUGGAGGCCUUUGGCCCAGCGUUCAUGGAGCCCAGAGCCUUCGGUGGUGCCAGCCCAAGCUUGGGAGGCUACAGCCCUCCACCAGAAGAAGCUAUGCCCUUUGAGUUUGACCAAUCUGCCCAGAGAAGCUGCAGUCAACCUCUCUUGCAGGUCCCAGACCUCGCUCCAGGCGGCCCAGGUGCAGGGGUCCCUGGAGCUCCUCCCCAGGAGCCCCGAGCUCUCAGACCUGCAAAUGCUGGCGUCGGAGGGGGCUACAGCCCUCCCCCUGAGGAAGCUAUGCCAUUUGAGCUUGAUGGAGAAGCCUUUGGAGACCACAGCCCACCCCCAGGACUCCCCCAAGUUAUCCCGCAAGUCGACGACGGCGUUGCCCCCGCGGCCGUCGGGGUCCCGAGUGCGGUCCACCUCGCUCCCUCCACAAACGCGCCUCCUGUCUGGGUCCCGGGCGCCAUCGGCAGCUCAUCCCGAGAAGCUGUCAGAUCUCCUCCUAACUUCGCAGGAAACAGCCCCUCGAUGGAGAUCUCCGGACCCCCGCUCAAGAUUCACAGCGCCCCCAUUGGGGUCGACGACGCUCCCGUCAACAUGGACAGCCCCCCAAUCGCGAUUGAUGGCCCGCCCAUCGAGGUCUCCGGAGCCCCAGAUAAGAGAGAGCGAGCAGAGGGACCCCGAGUUGAGAGAGAAGCAGCCGAGAUGGAAGGAGGCUCAGCCGCCGCUGCAGAAGGAGGAAAAGUCCUCUCUCCCGAGGACGGAUCCCCUACCGCCCAGGGAGCUCCUGCCGCCCCGGCCGCUCCAGACAACGGGGCAGCCCUUGCCUCUCCAGCGAUUCCUGAUGCCGGGGCAGCCCCCGGAGCCCCAGCGGAUCCUGACGCCGGGGCAGCCCCUGGAGCCCCAGCAGAUCCUGACGCCCAAGCAGCCCCUGGAGCCCCAGCAGAUCCUGACGCCCGGGCAGCCCCUGGAGCCCCAGCGGAUCCUGACGCCGGGGCAGACGCUGGAACCCCAGCGGAUCCUGACGCCGGGGCAGCCACUGGAGCCCCAACGGAUCCUGACGCCGGGGCAGCCCCUGGAGCCCCAGCGGAUCCUGACACCGGGGCAGCCCCUGGAGCCCCAACGGAUCCUGAUGCCGGAGCAGCCGCAGGAGCCCCAGCCACGUCUGACGCCGGGGCAGCAGCUGAAGCCCAAGCCGAUCCUGAAGCCCGGGCAGCUCCUGCAGCCCGGGCAGCGCGAGCUGCCCCUGCCUCUGGGGCCAGACCCAAGCUCCAUCACCUCAGACCCCCCAGCCCGGAGAUUCAGGCUGCCGACCCGCCUACUCCGCGGCCUGCUCGACCGACUGCGUGGCGGGGCAAGCCCGAGAGUGGCUGUGUCCAGUACUACGAGGAGGGCUUGGUCAUCAGCGAAGACUCCAGCGAAGACGAGUCCGACGAGGGGACCUUCGGCUGCCUGCGCUGGUUUCAGCACCGGCGAAACCGCCCGGGUGGAAAGAAGACCCGACGCAACUUUUUCUGCAAUUUCCUCUCACAAGGCUUCGGGGGAUGCUUCGGUCGUUCUGAGACUCCCCAGCCCAAAGGCUCGCACUCUUCCAAGGUCAAGAAGGCUCCCGUGGUGGAGAAGCGCAAACAGACGCGCAAGGAAGCUCAGGAGAUUCGUGCACAGAAGCGUGCACAGAAGAAACGCAGCAAGCUCAUCGACAAGCAACUCAAGGAGGAGAAGAUGGACUACGUGUGCACGCAUCGUCUGCUGCUUCUAG
This is a messenger RNA of Lemur catta (Ring-tailed lemur), 2124 nucleotides long. Its product is annotated as protein ALEX-like. The coding region runs from base 181 to 2124 and encodes 647 amino acids. Lineage: Eukaryota; Metazoa; Chordata; Mammalia; Primates; Lemuridae. The record is from RefSeq and is a predicted model, not a curated record. The transcript has 2 exons.